AUGGUUCAGUUCGGUCAAAUCUUGCAUCCUUUGGUCCUCCUUUCGGUCAUCUCCCUGCGACUUGCCCCCGUUGCGUCUUGGCGUGGCUGGCCGUGGGCAUGGAAAACUGCGAUCUUACCUUGUCCUCCUGAGCCCAACCCAUGCCAUAUGCGUACUGGUCCUCGUCCUGGACCUGCCCUUUUUGAAGGAUUCCACCCUCCUGGCCUUCCUUAA
Messenger RNA from Puccinia triticina, 213 nucleotides. RefSeq lists its product as uncharacterized. The transcript has a single exon. NCBI's taxonomy places the organism in Eukaryota, Fungi, Basidiomycota, Pucciniomycetes, Pucciniales, Pucciniaceae. Bases 1 to 213 code for a protein of 70 amino acids. The record is from RefSeq and is a predicted model, not a curated record.